Monosiga brevicollis MX1 is the source of this 2036-nucleotide messenger RNA. RefSeq lists its product as uncharacterized. Gene Ontology annotation, molecular function: SUMO activating enzyme activity. Gene Ontology annotation, cellular component: cytoplasm; SUMO activating enzyme complex. The record is from RefSeq and is a predicted model, not a curated record. Bases 69 to 2036 code for a protein of 655 amino acids. The transcript is spliced from 18 exons. Lineage: Eukaryota; Choanoflagellata; Craspedida; Salpingoecidae. Gene Ontology annotation, biological process: protein sumoylation.
CUCUCUCUCUCUCUCUCUCGGGUACUGGGUGGUGUGGGCGUGCACCUGAACCGGGGGGACCAGUAGACAUGGAUACCACAGGUCAAACUCGUGCAGCUUGCUUGGUGCAGGUGCUGGGAGCUGACCUUUACACCAAGGUGCAAGAGUGCAAGCUCCUGGUCGUGGGGGCAGGCGGCAUUGGCUGCGAAUUGCUCAAAAACCUCGCCCUGGCCGGCUUUCAACACAUUGAAGUGAUUGACUUGGACACCAUUGAAGUGACAAACCUGAACCGCCAGUUCCUCUUUCAAAAGCAGCAUGUCGGCCAGUCCAAAGCCAAGGUACAAGCCUUUGCACCAUCCUGCGCCAUGUGGGAUGUAGCUGCAUGCCAAUCAGCCCCAUCUUUCUCUCUCCGUGCCGCCAGCAUUGAUUUUUUUCGUGUGCACGAACACCAGGUGGCCAGUGAGGCAGUUCGACGCUUCAACCCAGCUCUGAAGAUUGUAGCCCAUCAUGCUAACAUCUUUGACGCCGACUUCAAUUUGGCCUAUUUUGAGCGCUUCGACCUGGUCCUCAAUGCCCUGGAUAACCUGAAGGCCCGCCGGCAUGUAAACCGCAUGUGCUUGGCAGCCAACCGUCCUCUCAUCGAGAGCGGCAGCGCCGGCUACCUGGGCCAAGUCUCCGUUCACCUCAAGGGUGUGAGCGAGUGCUACGAGUGCCAGGAAAAGCCCAAACCAAAAUCAUACCCGGCCUGUACCAUUCGAAACACGCCCUCGGCCAUGAUUCAUUGCAUUGUCUGGGCCAAAUUUCUCUUUACUCAUCUGUUCGGCGUCGUUGACGAUGAAAAUGAUGUGGCUCCCAAUCCCGAUGACCCUGAACUGGAACAAAGUGCCCAGACGUCGAGCGAUUCAGAGCCUUCUGCACCUGCCACUACUGACAACGCCGAGGCCCGCCAGUCAACGCGAGACUGGGCCGAACAACAUCACCACGAUCCCAACCUCCUUGUUCGCAAACUCUUUCAAAGGGACAUUGGAAUGCUGCUGAAAAUGGACAAUCUCUGGAAGAACCGCACCCCCCCCGUGCCGGUGGACUUUGAUCAGCCUCUCGAUGACACGCGCGAUAACAGCAGUGGCAAGCUACCGGAUCAGCGCGUGUGGUCCUUGCAACAGUGCGUCGACAAAUUUACACAAAGUGGCGCUGCCCUCCGUGAUCGCCUCCAUGCAGCUGGCGCAGACGGGCUGGUAUGGGAUAAGGAUGAUGAUGAGGCCAUGGACUUUGUGUGUGCAGCCGCCAACCUCCGAGCUCGUGUUUUUCAUCUCGCUCCCGAAUCUCGCUUUGACGUGAAAUCCAAAGCGGGCAACAUUAUCCCUGCCAUUCCCACUACCAAUGCCAUGGUUGCAGGACUCAUCAUCGCCGAGGCCUACAAAGUUUUGCAGGGGCGACUCGAAGCCUGUCGCACCGUGUAUGUGUCGCGUCAAAUCGCAAGUCGCAACAAAUUGCUCACGCCUCUCAAGUUGGAACCCCCCAAUCCCAACUGCCUCGUGUGCCGGGACAAGCCUAUGCUGAUUCUGCGCACAAACCUGCAGCAAUUGACACUGCGCACGUUGGCUGAGGACGUGCUGAAGCAAGAACUCUGUCUUGCUGUUCCCGAGAUGACCCUUUCGGAUGGCCGCAUGAUUCUCGCAGCCCCGGACGAGGAUGAUGACGAGGAUGAUCGUCGCAUACUGGAAACAAAGCUCUAUCCCCGCACACUGGCCUCUUUUAACAUUGGUGACGGCUCAGAGUGCAAGGUCACCGACGAUUUGCAGGGCAUGAUUUUGACCCUGACCUUUCGACAAACUGAGGAAUUGGCCGAGGAUCAGCCCUUCGUGUUGGAACGACAUGGCGCAGUUACCGCGGAACCCCCAGCACCAAGCGAGGCUCAGCCAUCAACAAGCGAUGCUGUGCUUAUUGCCGAUGAUGAUGAAACAACCCCGGGAUCAGGAGAAGGCGCGACAAGCAAACGUCUGUGUGCCGCGGACGAAGACGAUGCUGUCGACUGCAAGCGCAGCAAGGCCGAGUAG